AUGGAGAGAGAAUCAAUGAAGGUUUACUAUCCGUGUAUUAUUGACCGAGUAAAAGUUGCAGAGUUGCUUUAAUAUACGGAUGCUGCAAUGGGUUGCUCAACUGACUCACAUCCUCGAUGGGUGGCUAAAGGAGCUAGUCGAGGAUGCCGAGCGGGAGAAGGCUCUUAAGGAUGUGGCCAAGGUGACUGCAAAAGAGAAAAACAAGGCUGCCACAAUUGUGGAAAAGAAGGCUGCUACGUUUGAGAAGGCCAAGGUGUCGACAGAGAAGAAGUCCUUGGAGCUGAAGACUAAGCUGGACAAAACUGAGCUAAAACUAGCAGAGGCUACAAGCCUGAACAUUACACAAGCCGAGGAGUUGGUUGACUUGAAGGCAGCUUUAGAGGCCUGCGAAAAUAAAUGGUAUAACGAGGGAUUUGCUAACGCGGAAAACUCAACAGUGCCCAUCAUCCAGGAAGCUUGGAAGCUUGCCUUUAAGGAGGGUUGGUUGGCUGCCUUGCAAGCUCUGGGGGUCCCCGAGAACUCUCCUCUAAGAAACCCCAACCAAAUCCCUUUUCCGGGCCUUUCUACUGCUGCACAGAACCCUCCCGGUGCCACUAACGAGGAGGAGACCCCAAGCAUGAGGGAGUUAGUGGAGGCAAUUGACUCCCACGUGGAGUUAGCAACCUCCGUGCUGGUGAUCAACCUGGUGAGGAUGUUUAGCUUUAGCCCCUCUCAGCAACCCAGCAGCCGCCCGAGAUCGUCACCUAAACGCAACCCGCAGACUCUACAAGUUAAUUGCCAAACUGGAUUUCUACUGUUUACUUUACUUUUGUUUUAAAUAAUUUCUUUCCUUUCAGCAAGUUUGCCUAUGUCACUAGGCUGUGGUGACAGAACAAUUAUUUUUCUCGGGUUUAAUUUUUUUUACAGUCACCUAGUUAUGGUGACAAAACAUUGGUUUAGUUUUUAUAUGUUGCCUUUGUUUGAUUAAGGUUUAA
Molecule: messenger RNA, 974 nt
Organism: Quercus lobata
Lineage: Eukaryota; Viridiplantae; Streptophyta; Magnoliopsida; Fagales; Fagaceae
Exons: 2
Coding region: 80-817 (245 amino acids)
Source: RefSeq, a predicted model, not a curated record